GGAAGCGAUCCUGGGAGGUCAGGGCACCAAGAUGGCGGCGCGCGCAGCGUGUGUGGCUGUCUGCCGGCGCCUGCAGCAGGAAUUGGGGAAUUCAUCUAUAAAUGGUGCUAGGAGCAGUACAAUCAGAACCGGAGGCCUCCUGCUCAGUGCCAGGAUGAAGUGGGUACCAUUGUCAAAUCUGCACAUGGAUGUCCCAAAGGAUCUGGUCCGACCUACGAUAACCACUUCUGAUGAGCCAGACACGUUGUACAAACGCCUGUCCAUUUUAGUGAAAGCCCAUGACAAGGCUGUAUUAGACAGUUAUGAGUAUUUUGCCGUGCUCGCUGCUAAAGAACUUGGCCUUUCUAUUAAAGUACACGAGCCACCCAGGAAAAUAGAGCGCUUCACUCUCCUCAAGUCAGUGCACAUCUUCAAGAAGCACAGAGUCCAGUAUGAGAUGAGGACGCUCUACAGAUGUCUGGAGUUAAAACAUUUGACCGGAUGCACAGCCAAUGUCUACCUGGAAUACAUCCAGCGAAACCUACCUGAAGGGGUGGCCAUGGAAGUGACAAAGACACAGAUACAGCAGUUGCCAGAACACAUCAAGGAGCCAAUGUGGGAAACAGUUUCCCAGGAGAAAGAAGAAACCAAAUCCUAAACCUCGGACAGCGGCUGUUCGGGGACCUGAACUGAGCAGACCUGUGUGUCCCACAGAGAGGCCCCGGCAAGGGGAGCCAGGGCCCCUGCCCUUGCUCUGUUGGGUCCUCAGCAGGGCAGCCAGGUUGGGUCUGGGGAAGCACCACUGUAUCUGUUCUUUAUGCCUGGCUAUGCCUGUGUUCUGAUCUGAACAAACAUUAGCAAACUUCCAUAUGACCCGAAACAAAAUAACCAGAUUUAAACACUGUGUAGCACCACCAACUUCUUGUUAGCUUACGCUAAUUUUAUUUUAUUUUGUUUUUAUUUAUUUAUACAUUCAUUUCUUCAUUUUUAUUUCUGGAACUCAAAGAGAUCUACCUGCCUCCCCCUCCCAGAUGCUAGAUUAAAGCUGUGUCUACCAUGCAUGGCUGGUUUGUGGUAAUUUUAAAUGUUUACUUGUUCAUUCAACAGAAAAAAAUGGUACCUUUCUCACACGCAUUUUUACUCCCUAAACAACCUGUGGUAAAAUGGAUGCUGGGCAGUUUAAAAUGUGGCCUUUGUGCAGCCAGCGUGUGUUGCCUGGAGGUGACAGCUAAUGUCAGCACCCUGCAUACUGCAGUGAGUCUCUGCUCUCAAGCGAUUAGCAGUGUGUGUCCUAUGAUUCAUUCAUUCACCAAGCCUUUAUUCAGUGAACUCUGCCCCAGGACUGUGGUGAGCACCAGUGAUUAAACAGAACCAAUGGCUU
Messenger RNA from Rattus rattus (black rat), 1360 nucleotides. It is a transcript of the gene Mrps10, whose product is annotated as mitochondrial ribosomal protein S10. The coding region runs from base 32 to 637 and encodes 201 amino acids. Gene Ontology annotation, cellular component: mitochondrion; mitochondrial small ribosomal subunit. NCBI's taxonomy places the organism in Eukaryota, Metazoa, Chordata, Mammalia, Rodentia, Muridae. The record is from RefSeq and is a predicted model, not a curated record. The transcript has 7 exons.